AACCUUUGAAAUAAAUUUUUUUUUUGUUUUCUUUUGUUUUUAAAUCGAAGUAAAAACCCCACUACUGCUAGAAAAGGAAAAGAGAGAAAAAUAAAGGCAUAGGUGUAGCCAAAACAGAGAAAAAAAAUUAUUUUGCCAUUGACAACAGCAUACCACCCACACUGUAUUUCUAAUCUCUCUCUCUCUCUCUCUCUCUCUCUCUAAAACACACAAUGCAAAGGCAGUCUCUCGGCUCGCCGGUCUCGAAGCUCCACGGCCAUGGCGGACAGAAAGAGGAGUCGCUCUUAGUGGAGGACGAUCCCAAGCGAAAGGAUCUCGUAGCCUCCUCCUCCUGCUCCUCCACCUCUUCCACCGCCGACUACGGCUACGAAGACGACAGCAAAGCCGCGAAGCCUCGCCGCUUGUCGUCGUCGCCGCCUCCUCUCAGGCCGGACCGGUGCAUCCACCUCAUUCCCGUCCUCACGCUCCUCUGCUUCCUCAUUCUCUUCCUCUUCUCCCAUACUCCUUCGCAGUCCGAUAUGGCUCAGUUCAAAGGAUUCAAAUGGCCUGCGAAUCGUAUAGAUUCGGCUGAGAACGAAAUCGGCGAUAUCGGCCGAUUCUCGGAGCUCCGAAAGAGCGACGUUCUGGCGAUUCGCAGCCUCAGAAACCUUCAGGAGAUCCGAAAACAGGCUCCGAAAUCUCGUUACCACAGAAAAUUCGCCGAUUUCUGAGCUGCAUUUCUUCUGGUUCUUUUUCUCCUUCUUCUUCCUCCUUUCUCUGUAAGUCUGUACUACUCUUCUUCCCUAAUUUACACGUACGACGGCUUCACACGCGUGGGAAUUCACACGUGCGUGACGCUUCCCCUGCUUCCACCACCCUUCCUAGUUAUCUUACCAUUCUUUUCGCACUUGUACAUCGAAUUUGUUUUAUUUUGUGAAAAAAAAUCCCUAAAAAUAAAACGAGAUAAUGAUAUAAUAUAUAGGGAUAUUAGAGGGGUUUUAUUCUUUGGGGCGUACGUUAGAGUGAUUCUCUGGGGAGUGCACUAAGUUGCGCUUUGUGAGUGGCAUUUAAGAGGAGUGAAAAAUGCAAAACAGCUGGAUUUUUUUCGUACGACUUUACCGUUAGUUGGUGCGCACCUCGAUUUGGGAGUAUGGGAUUGCCAGCCUGGAGAGGCCUACUUCGUUUAGGAGGGAGAAUCAGGUGCUUCUAGUACCCAUUACUGUUACCGUGGACUAUUCCAUUUUUCACGUGCGAUGCAUAGAUUUUCCGUGAUGCUGAUCUUGACUGCAUACCACGUCAUCGAAUGAUAAAUGUCAUUUAUUGGUUGUUGCAAA
This is a messenger RNA of Morus notabilis, 1313 nucleotides long. RefSeq lists its product as uncharacterized. The transcript has 3 exons. Bases 213 to 710 code for a protein of 165 amino acids. NCBI's taxonomy places the organism in Eukaryota, Viridiplantae, Streptophyta, Magnoliopsida, Rosales, Moraceae. The record is from RefSeq and is a predicted model, not a curated record.